CCUGGUCAGUUGCCAGAGAGUUCAGGAUGAAUUAAGGAUGUCCGAUGUCAUCGUGGACACGGCGCCCAACGGAGCCAUCCAGCUUCUGAAAGAGGAGUGUUGGAAGUUGAACUUCUUGCAUCUAAAGGAUGAGACAUGCCAGGCCACUGAGCUCACUGAGCUGUAUGGACAUUCUGAGACCUCUUCAAAGGAAACUCUAAUUGAAGAGAAAAGUCCAAAGACCAAGUGCCCGGCCAGUGUCGCUGGGGCUGCUGACAUUCACAACACCAAUGAGGAGGCUUCAGAGGAGUCUCCUAAUAACGAUGUGGUGGACGUUCAGGAUGAGCUGCUGGCCCUGGUCAGUGUGGAGAAAGGGGCUGCUGGAGAUGGAAAGGUCCUCAGCAAGGUGGUGAAGCCCAAAGGGUGUCUGAAGGAGAGCUGCAAAGAUCAGCUAACCCCAACAAUCUAUGAUAUGAUUACGGAACUACCAAAGUCCUAUUUCGGAUCCACUGAGAGCCUUCCUGAGAUGUGUAGCAGAGGUCCAAAGGUGUGCAGUGGAGUGCCUGAGGUGUCAAAUGCAGUGGGAGAGAUGUCCAGUGACACAAAGACGACAGAAGCUGCUGACGACCUUCUGGACACUGGAAAUGUCCUGAGUAAGGCGGUGCAGCUAUCCACCCAGAGCCAUCCUGAGGUGUGCAAUGGAGAGGCUGAGCUGUGCAGCGGUCCUGAGGUGUGCAGUGGAGUGCCUGGGGUGAGCAGUGGAGGGCCUGGGGGUUGCAGUGGAGUGCCUAUGGUGUGCAGUGGAGUGCCUGAGGUGUCAAACGCAGUGGAAGAGGUGUCCAAUGACACAAAGACGACAGAGGCUGCUGAAGACCUUCUGGACACUGGAAAAGUCCUCAGCAAGGUGGUGAACCCCAAAGGGUGGAUGAAGCAGGACUGGGAAGAUCAGCUGACCAGAGACUUCAAUGAUAUGAUUGCAAAAGUCCCAAAGUCCUAUUUCGGAUCCACCGAGAGCCUUCCUGAGGUGUGCAGCAGAGGUCCCGAGGCGUCAAACGCAGUGGAAGAGGUGUGCAGUGACACAAUGAAGAUAGAGGCUACUGGAAAUCUUCUGAAAACUGGAAAUGGCCUAAGCAAGGUGGUGCUCCUAUCCACUGAGAGCCGUCCUGAGGUGUGCAUUAGAGUGCCUGAGGUGUUCAGUGGAGGUCCAGAGGUAUGCAGUGGAGAUUCUGAGGUGUGCAGGGAAUGUCCUGAGAUGUUCACAAGGUGGUAA
Messenger RNA from Salvelinus namaycush (lake trout), 1249 nucleotides. RefSeq lists its product as uncharacterized. The transcript is spliced from 5 exons. The record is from RefSeq and is a predicted model, not a curated record. The coding region runs from base 38 to 1249 and encodes 403 amino acids. Lineage: Eukaryota; Metazoa; Chordata; Actinopteri; Salmoniformes; Salmonidae.